This is a messenger RNA of Uranotaenia lowii, 936 nucleotides long. RefSeq names its product serine/threonine-protein kinase Nek2-like. The record is from RefSeq and is a predicted model, not a curated record. Gene Ontology annotation, molecular function: ATP binding; protein serine/threonine kinase activity. Gene Ontology annotation, biological process: autophagy; peptidyl-serine phosphorylation; protein autophosphorylation. Gene Ontology annotation, cellular component: autophagosome; cytoplasm. NCBI's taxonomy places the organism in Eukaryota, Metazoa, Arthropoda, Insecta, Diptera, Culicidae.
AUGCGUCCAACCACCAUCAGCAAAACCCUUCAACAACCACCAAGAACCAGCAGAGUGUCGACACAACAUGCACGAACACAACACGACGAAAGUAGCACAGAUGAUCCUGAAGAGCACAGUCAAACAAUAUCCGCAGAAAUCGUUAUGCACAACAGCAAAACAACAAUCGAAUACCGAAUGAUCUGGGUUCACGACACAUUUCGGAAUCAGCGGAAAUUAGCGAGGACAAGUCUUCCAAAAGAAUCGGUGCUGAAAGAGCACACUAUCCUGUCGCAGAUCAGCCAUCCGAGAAACCUACACUAUUUUGGGUAUUUUCAAACCGAGGACUCGUGGAACAUAUAUGCGGAACGAGGAAAUCUGGCCGAUUUUUUGCAACGACGCCGAAAGGAUGCAAACUUUCUCAGCCAGCGUGUGGCAAUGGCAAAGUUUUGGGACCUGGCCGAUUGACUGAAAUAUUUACAUCAGAGGCGCAUUAUCCAUUGGGAUCUCAACCCGGAAAAUGUGCUGAUCGAUUCAGACAACCGACUGAAGUUGGCCGAUUUCGAAAUGGAAAAAAUCUGUACCGGUGUCAAUCUGGAGGAGGAGUUAAGUAUGACGAUCUUUGGCACUCCACUGUACAUGGCGCCGGAUGCUGCGACCGGUAAACCGUACGACUUCCGAAGCGACAUCUGGCCCUUAGAAGUGAUAUUCUACGAGCUGUGUAUGAUGCAACAUCCUUACCUAGAGCGAUUCGAUGCGACUGCUGGCCAGCUUUCUUCGGAGGGAAAGCAUAAAUUCAUCCCCCCAUAGAUCGAUUGGCCCUGCCGGGGCUGUCGACCGAAGAUGCAGUCGCUGUUUUUGAUUAUGAUACAGGUCGAUCAGAAAAAGCGCUGGACGCUGGAGAAAAUGCUGAAGAAGCAACCUUUCUCCAGACUAUUACUCAGGAAACUAACGUAA